Messenger RNA from Panicum hallii, 1602 nucleotides. Its product is annotated as zinc finger protein WIP2-like. The transcript is spliced from 2 exons. The coding region runs from base 132 to 1388 and encodes 418 amino acids. The record is from RefSeq and is a predicted model, not a curated record. Gene Ontology annotation, cellular component: nucleus. Lineage: Eukaryota; Viridiplantae; Streptophyta; Magnoliopsida; Poales; Poaceae. Gene Ontology annotation, biological process: anatomical structure development; regulation of gene expression. Gene Ontology annotation, molecular function: DNA-binding transcription factor activity.
AAGCGUGUCUACUACUGUAGCGGGAGCUAGUAGCUAGCAACCGAUCGAGGAGCUAGGCGCAAGCUAAACUCCAACCUCGAGCAGUCGAGCUACUACCAGCAGGCAGCAGCAGCUGCUGUGCCGCUGCCGCCAUGGAGAACCUCUACACGAGCUUCUUCAAAAGCCACCAGCACCACCACCGCUACUACUACCACCCCGCCGCGCCGCCGGCGCCCGCGGUGACGCCCCCCGCCUACUCUUCGUCCCUGCCCUUCUUCGCCGCGCAUCUGCAGCCACCAACCCACACGCCGGCCGCCCCGCCCUCGCCCCCGCUCCGGGAAGCCCUGCCGCUCCUCUCGCUCGCCCCGGCCGCAUCAUCGCGUGGUAUCACGCGCGAACCGGGGCGGCGCGGCCGGGCAGCGGCGGAUUCUGACGAGGACGGGGACGAGGAGGAAGAGGAGGAGGAGGGCGGCCCCGCCGCGAGCAGUAACAACCGCCACCACGGACAGCAGCAGCGCGUGGGAGGGCUCUUCGCCGACCUGAACGCCAAGGCGGCGGGCGACCCGAUGGACGUGGAGUCCGGCGCUGGUUCCAGCUCCGCGGCGGGCGACGUGACCGUGGCGCUGCGCAUCGGCCUGCCGACGACCAGCGCCGGGUCGGCCGACCUCAUCGGCGCCCGCAGGCGUCAUCAGGACGGCGGCGCCGAGGAGGAGGACGACGACGAAGGGAGGAACAACGGGGAGAACGGCGGCGGAGGGGAGGAGGAGGAAGAGGAAGGGGAGGCCGUGGCGGCCCCGCUAGGGUUCCCGUCGGCGCCGAUCGGGCGCCUGAACAAGGGGCAGUACUGGAUCCCGACGCCGUCGCAGAUCCUGAUCGGCCCGACGCAGUUCUCCUGCCCCGUCUGCUUCAAGACCUUCAACCGAUACAACAACAUGCAGAUGCACAUGUGGGGCCACGGGUCGCAGUACCGCAAGGGCCCGGAGUCGCUGCGCGGCAUCCAGCCGACGGCGAUGCUGCGGCUGCCGUGCUACUGCUGCGCGCCGGGGUGCCGCAACAACAUCGACCACCUGCGCGCCAAGCCGCUCAAGGACUUCCGCACGCUGCAGACCCACUACAAGCGCAAGCACGGGCUCAAGCCCUUCCUCUGCCGCCGCUGCGGCAAGGCCUUCGCCGUCAAGGGCGACUGGCGCACGCACGAGAAGAACUGCGGCAGGCUCUGGUACUGCCUCUGCGGCUCCGAGUUCAAGCACAAGCGCUCGCUCAAGGACCACGCCCGCGCCUUCGGGCACGGCCACGGCUUCGUCGGCGGCGCCGGCGCCAGCGCCGGGUGCGGAGACGACGACGACGACGGCGCGGUCUCCGAUGUCGACCACGACGGCGGUGGCGGCGCGGCGGCCAGGUCGAUGUGACCAUCACCGAUCUGUCGAUCGGUGAGCUCCGAUCCUAGCCGUCCGGCGGCAGAUCGAUCUUAUACAUACAAAGACACUGUAUGAUCGAUGAGCCCACCGGUGCGUGUACUUGCAAAAAAAGACAAUGUGCUGUGUGCUAUAAGAGAUGAUCGAGCUGUUCUUUUAUUUCGUUGCCGCUGCCGCGCUGCUGCCAUGUCCUCUUUAUCACCUUAUA